UGUCAUAAAUUUCACCUCAAAAGUAUUAGUAAUUUUAAUUAUAAAAAGUUGCGUUUAAAGGUCUUUAAAAAAGACCACGAAAACCAAGAUAAAAACUGCCGACUACUGUGUAAAUAUGAUAAAGAAUAUUUUUGUGAUCGAUGACGAUAUUUCGCAUUUAAGCGAUGACCGCGAUAAGAACGCAAACAGUCGUUGUCGAUCGUCGGAACAGUUAAGAACUUCAAUAGAUCUAAAAAAAUGAGUAAAGCCGAGUGGGAAAACAAUGAGGAAAUAAAAAUAUUCCGCGAAUAUUUGCGCAUUCCUUCGGUGCAUCCAAAUGUGGAUUACACACCUUGUGUGGAGUUCUUGCAACGUCAAGCAGCUAGUCUAGAACUGCCUGUUGAAAUUGUUUAUCCGGUGAACAAGCAAAAUCCCGUUGUGCUCAUCAAAUGGGAGGGAACUGAGCCCGAGUUGCCCGCCAUCAUUCUCAACUCUCACAUGGAUGUUGUGCCCGUGUUUCGCGAGAAGUGGACUCACGAUCCCUUUGCUGCUGAGAUUGAUGACGAGGGACGCAUCUUUGCUCGAGGUACACAGGACACCAAGGAGAUUGGCACACAGUAUUUGGGUGCGAUUCGUGUGUUGAAGGCGCAAGGAUUCAAGCCAAAGCGCACGGUUUAUGUGAGUUUUGUGCCGGAUGAAGAAGUGGGAGGUUAUUUGGGCAUGCGUGAGUUUGUCAAGACGGAAGAUUUCAAGAAGCUGAACUUGGGAUUCAGCAUGGACGAGGGUUCAUCCAGCUUGGACAGUGGCUACUACGUUUACUAUGCAGAGCGCACUGCCUGGCAUUUGCGCUUCAAGAUCAGCGGCACUGCUGGCCAUGGCUCCAUUCUGUUGCCCAACACAGCAGGUGAAAAGUUCACAUUUAUCAUAGAGAAAAUGAUGCAAUUCCGCAAAACAGAAGUUCAAAGAAUGGCGCGAGAUUCGCAGCUUUUCUUUGGCGAUGUGACCACCAUAAACAUGACAAUGGUCAAUGGAGGUUUGCAGAAUAAUGUGGUGCCUGCUCAGUUGGAAGUUGUUUUCGAUCUGCGCAUUGCCAUCGAUGUGGAUUUGGAGGCACUCGAGAAGCAAAUACGCGAUUGGUGCGUCGAAGCAGGCGGCGGCAUUGAACUGGAGUUUGAGCAGAAAGAUGAAUAUGUACCGCCCACAAAAGUAGACGAUUCGAAUCCCUUCUGGCUAGCCUUCAAGCAGGCAGCUGAAGAGCUCAACAUUGAAAUCCGUCCACAUGUCUGUCCUGGCAACACGGACAGUCGCUUCUUGCGCUCGAAUGGCAUUCCGGCUCUUGGUUUCACGCCCAUCAACAACACGCCCAUUUUGCUGCAUGAUCAUGAUGAAUACAUUCGUGCCGACAGCUAUUUGCAUGGCAUUGAGGUCUACACGAAGGUAAUUGCAGCCAUUGCGAAUGUUUGAGCACACACAUAUUAAGUAUACGCCACCAUUUUAGACAUAAUUAAUCAUUAAAUUUCUAAGGUAUUAUUUAAUGCGUUAGCUAAUUAAUAAAUAAAUUUGUCGGUAAAUAAAAACAAUCAUUCAAGUGAAAUAUGCUUGAAUC
Molecule: messenger RNA, 1585 nt
Organism: Drosophila albomicans
Lineage: Eukaryota; Metazoa; Arthropoda; Insecta; Diptera; Drosophilidae
Product: aminoacylase-1-like
Exons: 4
Coding region: 238-1443 (401 amino acids)
Biological process (GO): amino acid metabolic process
Cellular component (GO): cytoplasm
Molecular function (GO): aminoacylase activity
Source: RefSeq, a predicted model, not a curated record